Molecule: messenger RNA, 643 nt
Organism: Aphanomyces invadans
Lineage: Eukaryota; Oomycota; Saprolegniomycetes; Saprolegniales; Verrucalvaceae
Exons: 3
Coding region: 51-602 (183 amino acids)
Source: RefSeq, a predicted model, not a curated record
CUUGGUACUGGGCAGUACACUCAUCCGACAUUCGACACGGGUGACCGAUCAUGUCCUUCUUCGGCUUGACGUUUUUGGGAACGCAAGAGCCAUUCGUGGGGACCGUUCCCCUGUAUGCGUUCGACGAUACCGAGCUCGUGGCUGCGGCAGAAGCCAUCUCGAAGGGAGAUGGGGGCGCCGUGGACAUGGCUAACAUUGAAGCGUUUCUUGCACUAGUAUACCGCUGCCCUCGUGAGGUGUCUCCCCCGCAAGAUAUUGUUAACCAAGUGCGCGCCUGGUUUCCACAAGGAGUGUUGCCACUGAGCCAAUUCACCACUGGGAUCCUGGCACUGAAAGCACAUGCGGAGGCAACGGAAACACAAAACCAGACCGACACUUGGUCCAAGGGCUGUGAAUUCACGAGUGGCCUCGACUUGCGCGCCGCUAAGGUCAAGCACACUCGCAUGAUCAAGGACCCGAAUGAAAAAUACACGGCUCCGCUCACGGAUUCUCAAACGUUUGGAUGGGUCAAAGGUCCACCAGUCAAGACUUUCCCAAAAAAGAGUUGCGAAGAGACCAAGUUUGCCUCUGCCAUGAUCCAGUCUGGAGUCAACUACUUUUAAGCCAUAACGCGACACAAUUUAGUAUCGCUCAUUCUUCUACA